AUGGUAAUAGCAGAAAAUGAUACCGUAAUUCUAUACAUAGACGAAGAUAACAUUAGUCUGGUAAAGUUAAAAAAUGAUGGAUCAACUACAAAUAAAAAAGGAAUUUUUUUACACAAAAAUAUUAUAGGGAAAGAAUAUGGAAGUAAAAUAUAUGACACGUUAUCUCGAAAUUUUAUAUUCGUAUUGAAAAAAACACCAGAACUUAUAGCAACAAGUUUAAAAAAAAAAACACAAACUUUAUAUGAACAUGACAUAUCAUUUAUUUGCUUAUUAUGUAAUGCUUUGCCUAAUAAAAAAAUAAUUGAAGCUGGUACAGGGACAGGGUGCUUAACAUAUGCAUUGGCAAACUGUGUAUUGCCUAAUGGAAUAAUUCAUACAUUUGAAUAUAAUGAAGAAAGAUAUAGAGAGGUUAAAAAAGAAUUUGAAGAUUUUGAAGAUGUAAUAAAUAACAUAAAGUUUUAUCAUAAAGAUAUUAUAAAUUAUAAUUUUGAAGAUUUUAAAAAUAAUGAAAUUGAUGCUAUUUUUCUUGAUAUGCCAAAUCCAUGGUUAUGUGUUGAAAAAGCUAAAAUUAUUUUAAAGGAAAGAGGUACUUUUGUUAUUUUUUUACCAUGUAUAGAACAGGUUUAUAAAAUAAUUGAGACAUUAGAAAAUCAUAAUUUUUGUGACAUUGAAACAUAUGAAUUAAUUAAUAACUCAUGGAAAAUUAUUUUAAAUAAUAAUAAAAAAAAAAAAAAUAAUUUAAAUAACCAAUUAGAAAAUUUAAACACAAAUCAAUCGACUCCUAUAAAUGAAAAUUCACCACAAACUUUAAAUAUGACAUAUCGAUUAUGUCAUAAAGAAAAUAAAACACACACUGGAUAUUUGAUUGUCUCCAAAAAACGACUAGAUGAUGAAAAUGAACAAAUGGAAAUUGAAUUUAAAGGUUUAAUAAAUCACCCAGAAAGUGCACACACAUGA
This is a messenger RNA of Plasmodium yoelii, 957 nucleotides long. RefSeq lists its product as uncharacterized. Lineage: Eukaryota; Apicomplexa; Aconoidasida; Haemosporida; Plasmodiidae. Gene Ontology annotation, biological process: tRNA methylation. The record is from RefSeq and is a predicted model, not a curated record. Gene Ontology annotation, cellular component: nucleus; tRNA (m1A) methyltransferase complex. Bases 1 to 957 code for a protein of 318 amino acids. The transcript has a single exon.